CCCAUACACAAUACAUACUUACAUCGUAGGCAGGUAGCGUAGACAUCAUGUCUAUUCUAUCAUCCUUGUCCUGGUCCCUUUCAUUGUUCAUGCUUCAUCCUUUCUCCUAACCGCGAACUAUAUACACAUGUACCCAUCUACAGACGACUCCACCACGAACUAGACCAACACUCAACCUCUAACCAGCACAUUAUCAUCUUCAUCACGACCACAUCACGAAGAACAAUGGCUCACCCCUCUACAAAACCCUCCCAUCCCACUCCACCACCACAACAACAACCAACAGCACCAGACGCAGUACCAGAACCAAAAACACAUACACACAUCCCCAAACGCCUAAUCCUCUCCUACCUAAUCGACUGGAUCCUAAUCAUCGGAACCGCCCUAACCGGCUACGCCUUCUCCACCCUCCCCCCAAACCACCACCCCUUCUCCCUCACCGACGCCAACAUCUCCCUCCCGCACAAGAAAAAAGACACCGUCUCAACGGCCGUCCUAGCCGUCGUCUCCGUAAUAGCCCCAGCGAUAAUCAUCGCCUUCCUAUGGGAAUGGAAUGUAGGAUGGAUGGGGCUGGGGAUUGCAGUGGCGGGGACGUAUCUGGCGACGCAAGGGUUGAAGGAUCUGUAUGGGAAGCCGAGGCCGGAUCUGUUGGCGCGGUGUGAUCCGGAUGUUGCGGCGGUGGGGGGAUUUGCGGUGGGGGGGUUGGGGGGGAGGGUUGCGGGGGCGCCUACGAUGGUGACGUGGGAGGUUUGUCGGAAUCCGGGGGAUGAGGUGAGGAAGGAUGGGUUUGCGAGUUUUCCGAGUGGGCAUGCUUCUUUGUCAUUCGCGGGAUUGAUGUAUCUCGCUCUUUGGCUAUGCGCUAAGUUCUCUAUCGGAUUCCCGUUCCUGGCGUAUUCGCCCUUCAGCCAGGAUCUGCGCAGACAGGACCGUGGUAGCAUCCGGAAUCAGGGAGCCGCUCCGCCUGUCUAUAUGCUCAUCGUUGCCUUUGUGCCCAUUGCAGUGGCCUUUUUCAUAUCUGCAUCCCGGUGGUUCGAUUACCGGCAUCAUGGAUUUGAUAUCAUAUUCGGGUCCGUCAUGGGAAUGGUCUUUGCGUGGAUUGGCUUCCGACUGUAUCAGCUUCCCAUCAUGCGCGGGGCCGGCUGGGCAUGGGGAGCAAGGAGUCGCGAGCAUGCGUUCUUCAUGGGGGUCGGACUCCCAAGCCAUGUUGCUGCCGACAACUGGGCCACAGUGGGAGACAAAUCCGCUGCAGAGAAUAGAGCACGAGAUGUCGACCUCGAAAUGGCUCGACCAUACCGAAUGAAUGAUUAGAAUGGUACCGCGCGUUUUCAAACCUGAUGGAGUUGAGCGAUGGCGUUUGAAUCUACGUUAGUCUGUCUUUUCCCAUUCCCCGGAUAUUUCAGCGACAUGCAAAAACGUAGGGACGGCCAGUAUAAAACUGCAACCGUGAUAGCGACCUUCUAGUAAACGUCAGCAAUGCUCUGCAUGCACAAGUUACCAAACAAACCUAAAAUCAC
This is a messenger RNA of Aspergillus ibericus CBS 121593, 1514 nucleotides long. RefSeq names its product phosphatase PAP2 family protein. Gene Ontology annotation, molecular function: phosphatidate phosphatase activity. Gene Ontology annotation, biological process: phospholipid metabolic process. The record is from RefSeq and is a predicted model, not a curated record. The transcript is spliced from 4 exons. The coding region runs from base 226 to 1308 and encodes 360 amino acids. NCBI's taxonomy places the organism in Eukaryota, Fungi, Ascomycota, Eurotiomycetes, Eurotiales, Aspergillaceae.